Messenger RNA from Hippocampus comes (tiger tail seahorse), 534 nucleotides. RefSeq names its product dual 3',5'-cyclic-AMP and -GMP phosphodiesterase 11A-like. Gene Ontology annotation, molecular function: 3',5'-cyclic-nucleotide phosphodiesterase activity. The transcript has 4 exons. Lineage: Eukaryota; Metazoa; Chordata; Actinopteri; Syngnathiformes; Syngnathidae. The record is from RefSeq and is a predicted model, not a curated record. Gene Ontology annotation, biological process: signal transduction. The coding region runs from base 144 to 509 and encodes 121 amino acids.
UCCCCUGACGCCGUUCUCCUUUGUACAGUUUAAUCAAAUCACACAACACAAUAAAUAUUAUAUUUGUCAGAAUGAUGAAUUAUAUUUGUUCAUAGUCAGCCAGCUUUCAGGACGUUUUAUCCGAAGCAGAGAUUCUAGCGCUGAUGGUUGGCUGUCUCUGUCACGAUCUGGACCAUCGGGGAACCAACAAUGCCUUUCAAGCCAAGACAGGUUCUGCUUUGGCAUUGCUCUACGGCACGUCAGCGACCCUGGAGCAUCAUCACUUCAAUCAUGCAGUCAUGAUCCUGCAAAGUGAGGGUCACAAUAUCUUUGCGAACCUCUGUUCUAAGGAAUAUAGCAACAUGAUGCAACUAUUGAAGCAGGCCAUUCUCUCCACGGACCUCACUUUGCACUUUGAGCGGCGGAGCAAGUUCUUUGAGAGCGUGCUCGCUGAAGAAUUCAGCUGGACGGAAGAGAAACACAGAGAAGUCCUCAGGUGUUUUGUACAAAAUAAAACACGGAGAAUGUAGAAAUCAAUGACUUUUUGUUACUGAG